CAGUGCUCUUCACCCCGCAGGGACCUACCAAGGCCAGUUCACCAACGGCAUGCGGCACGGCUACGGCGUGCGCCAAAGUGUGCCCUACGGGAUGGCGGUGGUGGUGCGCUCCCCGCUGCGCACGUCGCUGUCCUCGCUGCGCAGCGAGCACAGCAAUGGCACGGUGGCUCCGGACUCGCCGGCGGCGGACGGGCCCGCGCUGCCCUCGCCCCCGGUGCCGCGCGGUGGCUUCGCGCUCAGCCUGCUAGCCACCGCCGAGGCUGCGCGUCCCCCGGGGCUGUUCACACGUGGCGCGCUCCUGGGUCGGCUGCGACGCUCCGAGUCGCGCACAUCACUGGGUAGCCAGCGCAGCCGCUUGAGCUUCCUCAAGAGCGAGCUGAGCUCGGGCGCCAGCGACGCCGCGUCCACCGGCAGCUUGGCCGAGGGUGCCGAGGGCCCCGACGAUGCGGCCGCGCCCUUCGACGCCGACAUCGAUGCCACCACCACCGAGACCUACAUGGGCGAGUGGAAGAACGACAGGCGCUCAGGCUUUGGCGUGAGCGAGCGCUCCAGCGGCUUGCGGUACGAGGGUGAGUGGCUGGACAACCUGCGCCACGGCUACGGCCGCACCACGCUGCCCGAUGGCCACCGUGAGGAGGGCAAGUACCGCCACAACGUGCUGGUCAAGGGCACCAAGCGCCGCGUGCUGCCGCUCAAGAGCAACAAGGUCCGCCAGAAAGUGGAGCAUGGCGUCGAGGGCGCACAGCGUGCAGCAGCCAUCGCUCGCCAGAAGGCUGAGAUCGCUGCCUCCAGGACAAGCCACGCCAAAGCCAAGGCUGAGGCGUCAGAGCAGGCUGCUCUGGCUGCCAACCAGGAAUCCAACAUUGCCCGCACACUGGCCAAGGAGCUGGCCCCAGACUUCUACCAGCCAGGUCCGGAGUAUCAGAAGCGUCGGUUGCUCCAGGAGAUCCUGGAGAACUCGGAGAGCCUGCUGGAGCCCCCGGAGCGGGGCGCGGGCGCAGGCCUCCCGGAGCGGCCCCGGGAGAGCCCGCAGCUGCACGAGCGCGAGACCCCGCAGCCUGAGGUCGGACCCCCAUCUCCGGCCGGGACGCCCCCACAACCCAAGAGGCCCCGACCCGGGUCGUCCAAGGACGGCCUGCUGAGUCCGGGCUCCUGGAACGGGGAGCCCGGCGGGGAGGGCAGCAGGCCCGCCACGCCGUCCGAUGGCAUCGGCCGUCGCAGUCCGGCGCGUCCACCCUCGGAGCACAUGGCCAUCGAGGCGCUGCAGCCCCCGCCCGCGCCCUCGAGGGAGCCGGAGGUGGCGAUGUACCGCGGCUACCACAGCUAUGCCGUGCGCACCGGGCCUCCCGAGCCCCCGCCCUUGGAGGACGAGCCCGAGCCCGAGGUGUCCGGAUCCAACUCGGCGCCCCCGUCCCCCGCCUCCGCCACCGCCCCGGAGGAGCAGCCCCCUGCGCGGCGGAGUCCGGUGCCCGCCACGCCGGCAACUCUGGAGCCCAAGCCCAUUGUCCCUAAAGCCGAGCCCAAGGCCAAGGCGCGCAAGACGGAGGCCCGGGGGCUGAGCAAGGCCAAGAAGAAGGGUCGUAAGGAGGUGGCGCUGGCAGCAGAGGCCGAGGUGGAGGUGGAGGAGGUACCCAACACUGUCCUCAUCUGUAUGGUGAUCCUGCUGAACAUUGGUCUGGCUAUCCUAUUUGUUCAUCUCCUGACUUGACCCUCAUCUACCAGAGCCAGGAGUUGCACUGAGGAUGCCAGGAACUGUCUUUCCGCAAUGCCAAGCAGGUGUCCCAGGAGGAUUGGACUGUGGACUGAAGCCUUGCUCCACCCACUCCAUGGAUGUUUAAGGAGGCCUCCCAUGAGCCCAUUUGGGAUGAGCCCAUUGGGUGCCGGGAUGCCCGAGGAAGAGCAUGUCUAGGUACCCUGCAGGGCAAAGGAUGCCCUGAGGGAAGAGCCCCGGAAGCCCCGAGCCCCUUGACCAGCUCCCGCAUCUAUCCUCAGCCCUACCUCACCUUGCCCUGUCACCCUUCCCUGGGCUUUUGUGUGUUUUGAGAGACAUCACCAAAGCAAGAUAUUAAUACAAGUCUCUUCCUCCUACGCAACCACCAAUCUAGUACUCUGGUUGAUGGCUUGAGGCCACCCAGGAAGAUGAGGGGUGCAGAAGUCCCUUGGGUAGUGAAGGUGUGAAGACCCUGGAGAAGCACAGUCCUGCCUAGUCCAUGCUGCUCCAGAGUGUUUACAGAGUUCUGGAGGGCAGUGUAGGAAAUGGAGAAGCCCAGUUCAAUAUGCAGCAUGUAAUGGCCUGCAUCCUCCCAUUGGUCCAGUUGGCAUCCCCUAGGACCAGUCUCAGGGGAAACCUGAGCAUCUGAGCCUUUGGCUGGGAAGUCACCUAUAGGGGUCUGGGAAAGGGUGGGAAGAAGGCAAGGUAUGUUGUUAAUGGCUCCUGAUUUUGAGUGUGUCUGAGCCCGAGGCUGGAGUUCAUUUAGGGUCACUGAUGUGCCCUGGGUCGUCAUGUAGGAACCCUAGGCCUGAGAGCUGCAGCUACUGUGAUGUCCUAUGAAUUGGCUUAUCUGCUAUGGGAUCAGGGGAGCAUGGCGUGGACGCCCAUGGAAGGCAAGGGCUAUAUCCCUGGUGCAUAGUCUCUGGCAGAGAGAGCUGGAGACAAGCAUUAUCGAGGAAGACGGGAGUCAGUCUGGACUCCAGCUGGGGGCAGCCCGUGCAAUAGCGAAUUGUGCUUGGCAGAAGGUUUACUUGCAUGCACCUCACUUAAAGACGUUUGCACCACACUGCGUGUUUGGGCCCUUGGGCUUGCUGGGUGCGGCAUGGCAGCCCAGGACCUGUGGUUCCCUAUUUCCAGGAGCUUGGAAGGAAAUAGUUUCCAGGCCCCUCAAGCUUAGGGAAGAGGAGGCAGCGGCAUCCAAGCUGAGUUGGAGGAAGCUGCUGAUACUCUCUGGCUUCAUUUCUUUGGACCUCUUGGAGUUGGGCAUGGAAGCCAGAUCUCCCCCUAGAGCAGCCCUGAACAUGGAUAUUGGAGGUCAGCUUCCUUUUCUUCUCAGUCCACGGGCAUCUUCUCCUUGAGCGUCACGCUGGCUGUUCCCAGCACAGCUGGGCCUUGGUGACUUGAUUGGAAUCGCUUUUCUACAAAGAGGAGCCUGCAGAUGUUGCUGUUCCAGCCAGUGUGGGCAGGACUUUGCCCCUGGUUGGGUUUUCCUGGACUUUAGGGAAUGGGGUGGGUGGAGGUUACUUAGGGGUGACAGGCUCCAGGCCUUGGCUCUGAGGUCAUUGCUCCACUCUGGGUCCGGUCCAGCCCGGGGGACAUGCUUGUGACUGUCAGAGCGAUCAGGGUUGUUUUAGGAGGUCUGGAAUGAGGGGUUAGGGUUCAGGAUGCCAAGUCUGUGCCAAAAAUAAAUCUGCAUCUUCUCACA
Molecule: messenger RNA, 3416 nt
Organism: Peromyscus maniculatus bairdii (prairie deer mouse)
Lineage: Eukaryota; Metazoa; Chordata; Mammalia; Rodentia; Cricetidae
Gene: Jph2
Product: junctophilin 2
Cellular component (GO): plasma membrane; endoplasmic reticulum membrane; sarcoplasmic reticulum
Source: RefSeq, a predicted model, not a curated record